Molecule: messenger RNA, 5647 nt
Organism: Amblyraja radiata (thorny skate)
Lineage: Eukaryota; Metazoa; Chordata; Chondrichthyes; Rajiformes; Rajidae
Product: N-acetyl-beta-glucosaminyl-glycoprotein 4-beta-N-acetylgalactosaminyltransferase 1
Exons: 20
Coding region: 403-3921 (1172 amino acids)
Cellular component (GO): Golgi cisterna membrane
Molecular function (GO): acetylgalactosaminyltransferase activity
Source: RefSeq, a predicted model, not a curated record
CGGUGGCGGGAGUCCGCCGCUGCCGCCCGUGCAGGAGGGCGACUGCGAGCCCGGCACAGGCAGCAGCAACCCCGCCGUCUCCGCUCAUCGUUGCCGCCGCCGCUGGCAGGCAGGGAGGGAGACAGGUCAUCGCGCACCCCAGCACGUAGAGCAAUGCAACCGGCUCGCCAAUGACCGGCCUUGCCUGCCGCUUUGGACUGAACGACGGGGCGGGCUCCGCUUUGAAGAUGUGGCGGCGGUUGUGAAGGGGACAACUGGGGUGGGUGGGUGCCCAGGGAUAGGGAUCUCUCAGUGCAGUCUCCCUCUCUUUGUGUGUGUUUGUGUCUCCGACACCCUCCCAGCCCUCACUGGCAGCGCAGAGGGAGAUGGGCUCUCGGCGGCGGCUGCUACCGCACUGAAAGGAUGUGGCGCUUCCCACUCAAGAAGAUCCGCAAACAGUUCAAACUGCUUCUGCUGCUCGUCCUACUCACAUUCGGCAUCUGGUUCACAUACCUGCACAUCGCGGUGCUCAAGAGUGGCAGAGCACUAAAACUGCACCUAGCCUACGGACGCGAUGCAGAGAAGCUGAAUGAAGCCACUGACACUGGCAGGAGAGCUGGCUCUAUCCACGCUGCUUCCAACAAAAGGAAGAUUGACGAAUCCAGUGACAGUCAGGAAGAUGAACAGACGCUGGACACACCGAGCAAAAAUGGUAGAUCUUCCCAAGUUGAGCUUCACGGUUAUCCAAGAGGAUCCAGGCAGGCUUUGAACUUGACGCAAGUGUGUUUGCCAUGGAAACCAGAGUACAGAGGCAAAGUAAAUCUUCAUGUUUUCGAGGAUUGGUGUGGCUCUUCAGUUUAUCAGCUUCGGAAGAACAUUCAUUUUCCACUGUAUCCUCAUACACGUACCUCAGUGAAUAAGAUUGCUGUUUCUCCAAAGUGGAAGAACUAUGGUCUUCGGAUAUUCGGUUACAUCCACCCCUACAAAGAUGGUGAUUUCCAGUUUGCAAUUGCAUCUGAUGAUAAUUCCGAGUUUUGGCUCAGCUCUGACGAAAGUCCUGCGAAUGCCAGAUUGCUGAUACAUGUAGGCAAGUUGGGUACAGAGUGGGCUGCACCAGGCGAGUUUACUAAAUUCAGAUCUCAAGUUUCCAAUCCAGUCCAUGUUAUUUCUGCACGAAGAUACUAUUUUGAGGUGCUUCACAAACAGGAUGAUAAAGGAUCUGAUCACGUGGAAGUCGGGUGGCGACCGUUUCUUCCUGGAUUGAAGUUUGAAAUAAUCGAUUCAGUGCACAUCUCCCUGUACACAGAGGAAACAUCAUUGAAGAUGAACAGUGUCGAUCACAUUCCACAAACCCUUGCAAGUCACGGAGAAGGUCGAAAGAUGCUGCACAGGGAGCUGCAUGCAGCAGACAUGCUGAAGCCUGAUCCCAGGGACACUUUCUUCCUGACUCCACCAAUAGAUCCAUCACGGGUGCAUGUUCUCCCAACCUGCCUGUACUUACCAACCUACAUCGUGAAGGACUUUCCAAUCGCCCGUUACCAAGGACUCCAGUUUGUCUAUCUGUCUUUUGUCUACCCGAAUGACUUCACCCGGCUCACUCAUAUGGAAACAGAAAACAAAUGCUUCUACCGAGAGAGUCCUUUGUAUUUGGAGAAGUUUGGAUUCUACAAGUAUAUGAAGAUGGAUGAAGAUGAGAACAAACCUUUCUUGUUUGAUAACCCAGAGGAUUUCCCAGAAGAAUCGGAAGGAGUCGAUACAGAAUCCUUACUGGACAACAGCAAGGUUACGUGGAAAAAGGACAAUGUGAAAGAAAGGGUAAAUAGCAGCCAUUUUCACAAUCAGCUGGCUGCAAGGGAUAGCCAUGAGAGAGAGGCCAAGAACAAGGAGUUCCACAUGAUCAAGCCACAGCAAAAGGCCUUGCAUCCAAUUCCUCAGGAAAAUAAUGUGUCCCCAUCAGCUGUUGCCUACAACGGUCAGGAAAUGGGCCUCUUCCAAAAACCAAAAAAUAGACAAAGUAGGUCACUAACCUGGGCUAAAUUAAACCCAGAAGAGUCAAAUAAAAAGACAGUUAGUCAGUCAGCUGCGGCCAAACUCAGUAAGGGUGGCUUGUUUGGCUUGCAGCCAGAAAGUUCCUUUCCGCUCAUCCCCAGUAAAACCAAACAGUUUUUAAGUAACUCUGCGCACAUGGGGAUCCAUAAAAAGAGACUUAGCGAGCCCAAGAAGUUACACAAUAAAAUCUAUGUGACCAGACCCCAGAAGAAAAAGAAAAAGACCUCACUUGCAGAAAAGGCCAAGGAAUUGUUUCCUGGAGUAUACCUUCACAGCAGAGGCAAAAAUAGUGAAUUGCAAGGCCUGGCUCCUAAGAAGAAAGAGAGGAACCUGACUUCCAUUACAAGGGAGAAAAGGACAACACUGUACCUCACAAACAGAAUUAUUUGGCUACCGAACACAACAUCUCAGGAGCAAGAGGUGUGGGAAGCUAAAAAUGAUUCCUUUCAGGUGACUACGAUAGAAAGGAUGAAGAGGAACUGGAAGGCACUGCAGAGAAAACUGGAACAGAAUAGGGAGGACAAGAACAGGCACAACAUCACAGCCACACCUCGCCCUCACUUUAUGCGUGAGGAGGUUGUGAGCAAGGAAGAUGUUGCCCUCCACAAAAAAACGAAUCAGCCUAAACCCACGGCCGUGGCUCCUGAGGAUUUUGGUGAAGGGCCAACCUACUGGAAGAUUGGUGAUUUGAGUGAAUCCCAGCAACUUUACGGCGACCAGUUUGAGGUGACUGAUGACGGGCUGACGGCUUACAGUUAUGAGGAGACUGAGCUGCAGCAAGAUUGGAUGGAGGAAUCUAUCAACUGGCAGCGGACGUUCAGCGUCAGCUCCAUGGACUUUGAGCUCCUGCGGUCGGACUGGAAUGACCUGAGGUGCAAUGUCUCUGGCAACCUGCAAAUGAGUGAGAGUGAGGUGGUGGAUGUUUUAGCACAGUACAUGGAGAAGCUGAAUGAAAAAAAUGGAGGGAUUUACACCCUUCUGCGGAUCAUUAACGUGGAAAAGCGGAGGGAUUCGGCUCGUGGUAACAGGUACCUCGUUGAACUUGAGCUGAUGGAGAAGGGAAAGAAAGUGGUCCGUUUGACAGAGUACAUCUACCUCUUGCUACACAGAAGCAAACAAGAUGAUGGGAUUGAAGAAACAACUGAAAUGCAAGAUAAGGAGCCCACUCAACAGAAUGCUCCAUAUUCCAAACCUCUUCUAUGCCAACCACUUGGGUUGCAUAUGAGGUCUAACAUUAUGGUGCACUUUAUAGUUCCAGUAAAGAAUCAGGCCCGUUGGGUGCAGCAGUUCAUUACAGAUAUGGAAGAUCUCUACAAGACAACAAUGGAUGAAUACUUCAACGUUAUCAUCAUUGACUUUGACAGCAGUGACAUGGAUGUGGGGGAGGCCUUGAAGAGCAGCAAACUUCCUCGGUAUCAAUAUUUGAAACGCACAGGGAGCUUUGAGCGUUCAGCUGGGCUUCAGGCUGGGGCAGAUGCAAUAGAGGACAGUCAUUCGAUUCUUUUCCUCUGCGAUCUUCACAUCCACUUCCCCAUCAGUAUCAUAGACAACAUUAGAAAGCACAGCAUAGAAGGGAAACUAGCCUAUGCCCCGAUUGUGAUGCGAUUAGGCUGUGGUAGCUCUCCUAAUGAACCUGAUGGAUACUGGGAAGUGAAUGGAUUUGGUUUGUUUGGAAUCUUUAAAAGCGAUUUUGACAAGAUUGGAGGAAUGAACACAGAGGAAUUCCGGGAUCGUUGGGGUGGAGAGGAUUGGGAACUUCUGGACAGGGUUCUUCAGAGUGGCCUUGAGGUAGAACGAUUGCGCCUCAGGAACUUCUAUCAUUAUUUUCACUCCAAGCGAGGAAUGUGGGUUUCUCAGGCCAAGAAAACAACUAAUGAACCAAAUGAAGGUUGAAAUUUUCACUAUGCACUUUAAAAACAAGAUCAACAUGAGGGCGCAUGCUCCAUAGGCAAUCCAGCCGCUUACCAAGCCAUGUGUGGGAAGAUCUCGUUUGACGAAGUAUUUGUUUAAUUUAGUCACAUUUUUCUCUAAAUCUUGUUUUAUUUCGCUCUCAUCAGCGUUUCCAAAAGUCUUGUUUUACUGCACAACAGAACAGAACACAACUACUACAGAAACAGGAAGAAGGGUCAAGGACACCAAGACUGAAUAUUGGAAUCUUUUUGCAAUGAAGACAUUCUGAUCUUGGUUAUCAUCUUGGACUUUUUGACAUCCUUCCUUGCCACAAGGACCAGCUCUGUGACCCUGUUGAUUGUUGGUGUUCUUUCACUACAUGUUUUGUACAUUCUAUGUUUAUCAGUAAUUACAGCAAGACUUCCACCUGCCCACCUUCCCUCCCCCCCACCCCUCUCCCCAGAAUCCUAUCAUUGCAUCCAGUCUUUUGGAUUACAAUUAUACAUAGUUAGUGAUCUCUGAGCAUUUGGUGAUCAUCUCUAGCCUAAGAAAACUAACAGAAAAUACACACACAUUUGCAGUUCUUGGACCCAACUUGCAGGAAAAGUUUACCCAAGGAACACUGACAAAAACGGUCUAGGUAUUCUGCAGCCAAUGCCAAUGCAUUGUCUGCAUGAAUGCUUUACUUUAAAGGAACUGUGUGAACUCAGUAAAAGCUGGCCGCUUCGGGUUCAGCCAAGCGAAGCCUUAUUCCGAGAAAAUAUUCUGGCCUGAAGCGUGAUCACCGUUUGAUUAUUACAAAAGUACAGGCUAGAAACAGCACACUGUAUAUUCAGUCCCCAGCACGACGCAGAUAAUCGCCACUGAAACUGGGUUUUAACCCAUUGACUGGUUAAUCUGCCGUGACGUAUUUUUCCCCAGAUACAGGAUCAGUUCUAUGAGGCUUUUUUUUUUAAACGGUACAGUGGCCUCUUCAGUGACAUGUCAUCCUAUUUUACAAUGAUCACGAUUUACAAAAAGCAAUUUUGUCUUUCCCUCAGUAUUACUGUCAUCUUACCUGUACUGAGAAUAGGCCAGGUUGAGUUUCUCAGAACUAAUUAGGAAAUUGAAUUUUAAUUCAUAGUUUAAAACCAAACCAUUGAAGAAAAAUCGGUAAUGUUACACUCGUUGUCUUGAGAAGUGGUGACAAAUUUUAGGAUGUUUUUAGAAUGAUGUAGUCUGAAUUUAUGACAUGGAAAUUGAGUUUUAAUCUAAACAACUAGGUAGGAAUGUUGCUGUUUGAUAUUAUCAGGAGAUUUUAUUGUUUACAAAACAUACUCCAGGAAAGAGAAUUUGCUUUUUUAUGAAGUAUUCUAGAUGAAGAAUCUUUUUUUUAAUGUUAUUUAUUCAGGUGAUAGUACUCUGAAAUAAUAUAAUGUCCAAAAUGAUCUGUCCUGUCACAGGAGAAUCAGCAGUGAUAAAGUAAAACUGAAUUGUAGAAUAACUGUGUUGAAACUGAGAAAUUCCUUUCAUUUUAGUCUUUGCUUUACAUUGGCUGGCAGGAGCGCAAGAAUUACUAUUAGGUUUCCCCACUGGCUUGGUUGAUGAGCACCAAACAGGCCACAAUGAUCCUAAUUUCUAAUUACAUUUAGGUGCCAGUAGGGUACUUGAAAAAGCUUUGGUUAGGUGACCUGUGUACAUGGAUCUAGUUUGGAAUAAAAUUGAAAAGAAAACAUUCCUUUUUUCAAUA